AUGUUUGUUCACCGUAUGGAAACUGCUCAUCAACUAAUAUAACCAUGUCAACCGAAGAACUUGAGCACAAUUUUCUGAAGCUACUCAUCUACUUUGGAGAUCUUAAUCACGAAAUUAUAACAGAAGAACCUGUGUAUACUUUUACAAGACUGUUGUCUGAUGUAGGAGGAUCUCUUGGGUUGUGUCUCGGAGUAUCUCUGCUGUGUAUUUGUGAACUCGUCGAAGUUCUUUUCGACAUCAUCCAAACUGCUGUCAAGAAAGUUUGCAAGCGAAAAUCUUGAAUUCUGCAACGCUGUUUGGCUGAUAUUUUAUACUUCAAGUGUUAGUAGUCAAAUGGAAUGAUAACUUUAGGAUUUUUUCUUCUCUUUUUUUUCUCACUUUUUUUAGAUAUUCGGAAGCGUCUAGUUUUGUCCAUGUAUUGCGAAUAAAAAUAUUGUCUGAUUAUUCUUUACGUUACUUUUUUUUGUUUUAUCAUAGGUUAAAAUAUAGUUUAAAAAGCCGUUUUUGAGAAAAUUUAAUACAAUACGUAUUACUUCUUCAUUGUUGUUAAAAGAAAAAUAAAUGAGUCAAUAUAAAAUGUAUGAAAAACCUAGAGAGAUUAAUAAAAAAAAAACCAAGCACACGAACUGCUCUUUAAGUUCUGCAAUUUUUAUGCUAAUUAUUCCUUAAAAUCUUUUUAAAAAAACUUGUUAUUUUGAAACAACCUGUAAAACAAAUAAAGUAAAAACUGCUUCAUUGAUUUUUCUCAUUACUUUGGCUAUUCUUUGUCAUUCAUUCAUUAGAUAAGAUUUUAGUUGAUGUAUUAAUACUCGAUUUAUUUCACUUGACUGGGCGGAGUUUAACCGGUUUGCUCAUAAUAAACCAGUCCAUCUAUAGAUAGGUGUAUUAGGAUAAACUCAUCAAUGAAGUGUCCAGUAAUUCUUUUGUAAAUUCCUUUGAAGACAAUGAUAGGUGAUUAGAAAUCAGUAAUAAUUAUAACGGCAUUCAUCCUUAUCACACACAUCUUCAAAUAGACUGUCCAUAUGCAAAUUAAACCUA
Molecule: messenger RNA, 1038 nt
Organism: Mytilus trossulus (common blue mussel)
Lineage: Eukaryota; Metazoa; Mollusca; Bivalvia; Mytilida; Mytilidae
Product: acid-sensing ion channel 5-like
Exons: 3
Coding region: 45-281 (78 amino acids)
Biological process (GO): sodium ion transmembrane transport
Cellular component (GO): plasma membrane
Molecular function (GO): ligand-gated sodium channel activity
Source: RefSeq, a predicted model, not a curated record